Molecule: messenger RNA, 2050 nt
Organism: Hippocampus comes (tiger tail seahorse)
Lineage: Eukaryota; Metazoa; Chordata; Actinopteri; Syngnathiformes; Syngnathidae
Product: protein FAM102B-like
Exons: 11
Coding region: 105-1199 (364 amino acids)
Source: RefSeq, a predicted model, not a curated record
UUGAACAGCCGAGGGGGGCAGCAGUCGGUUGAGAAAAUCCUGUCCUGUCUUAUCCGGCUGCCUUUUGGCACCCGUCUUCCUUGCCGUCGCCCACUUGACGCAGCAUGUCGUUCUUUCUCAUGAAAAAGAGAUUCGAAUUCAAAGUGGACUUCGACUUGGAGGAGCUGUCGUCAGUUCCAUUCGUCAACGGUGUCUUGUUUUGCAAAGUUCGCCUCGUGCACGGAUCCUUCGUCCAAGAGUCUUCUCGGGAGCCCGUCCAAGCCAACUGUGUGCACUGGAGGAAACGCUUCUCCUUCAUGUGUAAGAUGAGCGCUAAUGCCCGGACAGGUGUACUGGAUCCAUGUGUGUGUAGGGUGUCAGUGCGCAAGGAAUUGAAGGGUGGGAAAUCAUUUGCAAAGCUGGGCUUUGCUGAUUUAAACCUGUCUGAGUUUGCUGGCUCAGGCAGCACGACAAGAAGAUGUCUCCUGGAGGGAUAUGAUACCAAGAAAACCAGACAGGACAAUUCAAUUCUUAAGGUUGUCAUCACAACGCAACUGAUGUCUGGGGACCCCUGUUUUAAAACGCCCUCAUCCACAGCCAUGACAUUGGGUGUACCGCAGGCUGAGUCAGCGUGUCUCCUCGAGGAGCGUAAGGGAGGAGACAUGCACACAUCCCAUUCGCUAACAGCGACUCCAGUCCUAGAGGAAAGGCUUCCCAGUGGUCACACCAGAACAUCCAGCUACACCAGUCAACAGUCCAAAGUUUCGGGCUACAGUUCAAAUCAUUCCAGCUCACCAGAUCUGAGACAUCGAAGGAACGCGUCAGGUGGUUCUGCCUCGUUAGGCAUCGACAGUAUCCCGGAGCCCAGCGAGCAGCAAACAGAAAAAGCAGAUAAGGAGAGCCGGUCCUCUCCGCCAAACCCCGCGAGCUGCCAUCACGCUACAGAACAGAACUGCACAACUGCCAAAACGUCAAGACAUCCGGUCAAGCAGAACUCAAUGGAGAAUCAGCUGACGAGGGUAAACGACACCAGGGUCAACGCAGACGACAUCAUUGAAAAAAUCCUGCAGGGCCAGGAUUUCAGUCACAGUAUCUUGGACUCCAGUACGGAGGAGGAAGGACUCCGAUUGUUUGUCGGUCCUGGCGGGAGUACGGCUUUGGGAAGCCAGCACAUUCGGGUUGCAGCUGGAGCAUUUGAACAGGUGGUGAUCAAGCACUGAGCUUUGAGAAGCGCGUGACCAUCGUGAAGGGUGCCGUAUUAAUUACAUUGAUGCAUUCGGAAGCGGCGUCAGAAAUCGCCUGCUCCUCAUUCCACGAAGAGCCAGCAGUUGUGUACAGGACAGGACAGUACGGGAAUACCUACAGCAUCUGUAGACCAGGAAGUCCCUCUAGUAUCCAACAAGUGCAGUUGAAGGCCACUGAGUGCAUGGGAAGCAGCUGAGCAGGAAUCAGUGAUCCUGGAAUCAUUGUACAUUUCAAGAAAAGGUUAUUAAUGUCAUGAAUGCAAAACUAUUCAGCAUUACUUUACAUUUUUUGAGUGUGUGUCAUUUCCACUAGGUUUUUGCAUCUUUUACUGGUGUUUUGUGAGCGUAUGGAUAAGCUACCAUUUCCCAGUCAUUUCUUAUUUCAUAAAACAUCAAGGCAUUUCACCCAUGUUUUAUUCUUUAUUAUCUCUGUUCUGACCCUUGCGACUGCAAAGCCGAUGCUUGAAGGUGAUAAGUGAAGGGGGUGUGACAUGAGGUACUUUAACUGUUCUAUGGACUCUAUAUUUAUUUAAUGUAAGUCAUGUAAUUUUGUCACAGGUAAAUUACUGUCUUGUAACAAUGCAGUUAAGAUGUUUAACACUAAUGGUCAUAAAUUGUUUUUAUUUAAAGUAUUAUUUUAAUUAAUCUUAAUAGAUAAUGCUCAACAAAUGAGUGUAUAGCAAGAGUUGUUAGAAAACCUUGAAUGUCCUUCGAGUCAAUUUUUAUGGUAUACUGAGAAAUGGAUUUGAAAAAGCUUACUUUUCACAGAAUAUAUCUUCAUGUAAAGUUCCUAGCUGUGCAAAAUAAAGUAUGAAAAGCUAUCUAAA